This is a messenger RNA of Onychostoma macrolepis, 2785 nucleotides long. RefSeq lists its product as uncharacterized. Gene Ontology annotation, cellular component: mitochondrial inner membrane; nucleus. Gene Ontology annotation, biological process: apoptotic DNA fragmentation. Lineage: Eukaryota; Metazoa; Chordata; Actinopteri; Cypriniformes; Cyprinidae. Gene Ontology annotation, molecular function: nucleic acid binding; single-stranded DNA endonuclease activity; RNA endonuclease activity. The transcript has 2 exons. The record is from RefSeq and is a predicted model, not a curated record. Bases 279 to 2138 code for a protein of 619 amino acids.
UCUCGUUGGUGAACUGUGACAACAGAAAUACAGCUGAUAUUUCUGUAAGACAGUGUAUGAAAACUGAUUUAAUUGGAAAGGUUACUGGACCUUUAUAUAGUAAUACUGAACACUGAAGUUCACAUGAUUUUCAGUGUUUCUGGAGGACAGACAAGAAGUGUUCACAUUAUUUAAGCCAGGAAGAAGAGAAGAUCCUAGAAGACGUUGAAGAAGUAAUAACAGCAGAUUGAGUAAAGAGUGCUUUAUUCCUGAGCUUUGUUCCUAAGUCACACAUCACAAUGGGUUUUUUCACAUGUGUACAAAAUAAACUUCCUGAAUCUGAUGGAAAUGGUGAAACCACUCUUGAGAAAGGGGAAACAAACCCACUGGAUGUCCCUUUAGAUGACAUAGCUGAACAUUUAUUAUCAUUUUUAAAUGGGUUUAAGAGCUUAAGUGAAGCUAAAAAAGUGAUUGAAAAGAAAUAUGAAAUUAAAAAGGAGCAUGGUGAUUGCUGGCCAGCUGAUGAUAUCAAACGAGCUUGGGGACAAACACGAACAAUGAAUAUAAAAUCAAACAAAAGACGAUACUGGGCUCAUGUUAUAAUUUUGCAGAUUCUAAAAAGAUUUAUGGUUUAUGAUGAGUGUAAACAAAACGCAGCACAGGAUGAUCACGAUGAUACAACCAAUGAUAUUAAUCAAUCUUGUGAAACAACACCAGGAAUGAAAGAAAGCCCAGAAGAUACAUUAUCUCAAAGCAGUGAUAAACUGCAGAUGUGGAGAGCGGAUUUGCAUGCAUUUAAACACAAACUAAUAGAGCAAUCCAGUGCAGUAUUAGAAAGUCAACUUUCAGCUCCUAUCACAGAUGUAGCUACAUUACCUGCUGAAUUAAGGGAAAAAAUCUGUUACGCUCAUUCAAGCAGCGGUGAAUCCAUGAAUGCUGCUUUGGUGAAUGAGAAUGAGGAUACUUUAUAUAACAACUGUGAGCUGCCAAAAAGCAUUGACAACUGUGAGGAGUUGAAUUUCACAGAUACGCCCUACCAAAUAAAAACUGAAUCAGAGAAUGAAAGACGGGAAGAUGGUCUUUGGUCAACUGAUGAUAUAAAUCGAGCUUGCGGAAAAGCAGAAAGCACAAAAGGAAACUCAGAAGACAGAUUAUCUCAAAGCAGUGCUGAACUGGAGGCAGUGGAAGCUGCUGGAGGAGUUAAGCAGAGUUCUGGUGCUAAUCGCAAAUCAUCUAAAAGCGAUCUCAAUCAAGCAGGUAGUGCCAGUAAGAGCCUCUCUGGGGCACAAUUUCCAGCUGGGAGUCAGGCCACUAGGAAUGAUCCUAGUGCUCCCGCUAACCAGUCUGGAACUAAUGUCAGCGCAGCAUCAGAAAGUGAAAAAGCUGAUGAAACCAUUUGCAUACGUAUCCCAUUCUCAGCAAUGUUCAGCAGUGGAUCACCAGUUAGUCAACGUGUACGUCACCAAUUAUCUCACUAUAAAUUAAUAAAUGGAUUUCCUUCUGAUACUGAUUUAAGAAUAAGAAAAUCUUACGCCAUGUCAUUCGACACUGAAACCAUGAAUGCUAAAUUGGUGUAUGAGAUACUGAACAGGGAAACUUUAGUGGACAGGUGUGAUCGGCCAGAUGAUUUUGGAAAUGGCUAUGUCAAAGGUCAUCUUGCUGCAGCUCGCAAUCACAGGUGGUGUCGGGAAGCAAAUAAUGAUGCCAAUUUGUUCAGCAACAUGAUACCACAGGAUAGUACGUUAAACAAUAGCACAUGGAAAUCCCUGGAGAAUGAUUGUCGAAAUAUGACAAGAAAUACACAGAUCAGAAAUGUCCAUGUGUACACUGGACCACUUUACCGGAGACCUAUGGAUCAUUCGGUGUUGGGAGGGAAGAGAGUGCCAAGUCACCUCUUUAAAGUGAUCAUUAAGGAGAAUGUGAAUGGAACAGUAGAAGAGCCAGAAUGCUUUGUGAUACCCAAUGAGGCACCACAGACUAAUGGCAGAAAUGUCCAAAGGGUGAACAUUGAAUUUAUUGAGAGAAAUUCUGGGCUGAUGUUCAUAGAACGCAGACCCAACAUGAACAUGAGAGACUUUACAAAGUCGGUGAUAUUGCAGGGAGAGGGUGGAAGUGGAGAGCCAUGUGAAGUUAAUAUAUCAGUCAGAAUAAGCUCUUAACUGACACUGAUAAUAAGCUCAAUACAGAUAACGAUUCUGAUUGCCUACACCUGACGUGUGUGCACAGAAACACAUGGACUAUUUUCAACCUUCUCUUAUGAGUGAGUUUGAAUGAACUGAUCAUCUGUAGAUGAAAAGAGGGAAAGUUUGCUUGACUAAGUCAAUUGUUUCACUAGUAGUUACAGUUUUUUUUUUGUUUUUUUUAAUUGCUUAGACACUAAAAGUGAUACUUGAGGCCCACUUAGUGGAACCAUUCACUCAUAUACCAAAUCUUUAGACCAAGUCUGCAAAACUAUAAGCACAUUACAUGCUUUAAACUCAGUUUGCAGUUUGCUAAAACAAACUUUUUUUAAAACUCUAAACACAGUUCUCUACAUUACACACAUCAUUCGAAACUAAAAGCUCUUUUGUUUAAUUUUCGAAACACUGCCAUUUUAAUGCCACACUCAUUUACUGAUGACCUAAACACAGCAAUUAUGUGUGAAAACACUUAUACAUCAUUUGUUCACUUAGUAAUCAAAACUCUUUUUUUUUUUUUUUUUUAUAAAGAAGUGUUUUCACCCCCUUCUAUUUCUGUGUACACUGUAUCUAUAAAGCUGACUUUCUGACUUGGUUUAUAUGCAUAUAUGUGUGUGUGUGUGUGUGUA